Molecule: messenger RNA, 2122 nt
Organism: Lutzomyia longipalpis
Lineage: Eukaryota; Metazoa; Arthropoda; Insecta; Diptera; Psychodidae
Product: BTB/POZ domain-containing protein 19
Exons: 6
Coding region: 462-2018 (518 amino acids)
Molecular function (GO): protein binding
Source: RefSeq, a predicted model, not a curated record
CUCCAGCGGCACCUCAAUGUAUUGGUUUGUGGUUUGUUGUCAGUUCUUGGAGCAUUUUUGAGGUGCUCUCGAGUGUUCUUACCCACCGUGCCGUUUUCCCUUCAGCAUCCUCGGGGGACGAGUGGGUGGAAAAUUGUUUAAAUAGCGUGAAGUGCCAUCGAACAAGCUCCCCCAUCGAUGUCCUGUGUGGAUGAGUUGAAAAUUCUAGCCUUCCGCAUUUGAGUGGAUAUGGAAUAGAUGGGAUUUGCGAGUGGCAUCCACUUCUACCGAAGAGUGGUCCGCUUCGUGAACACCUUUUGUGCCGCGCGUUUGCACCUGAGUGUGUGUGUUUGUGGCGUUUUAUGACUUUUCGCUCUUCUUGUUGUUUGUGUCCAAUACAUACGUGUGGUUAUUUUGAUUUUGUAUUCGCGCCAUAACUCUUUUGGUCAUUCACAAUUUCACGAAGAGCUUUCCGCCGUGGAAUGGGUUCUCGUGCCCUUGGUAACAAUUCCCUCUUGCCAGGUGAUAAAGCUCUGGCGGGAUUACCACAGCUCCUGGAUGACCUGCAGCGAUUGUCUGAGGAUCAAGAUAGUGCUGAUGUGGUCUUCCUUGUGGGACGAGAUGAGGAAAGGAUUUACGCUCAUCGAAUUAUUCUUAUGGCCAGGUGUAAGAGCUUUCAGACGCUAAAACGUGGAGAGAUUUGUCGCAUUCCAGGAUGUAGCGUCCUUCCAUCAGCACCCGGAACACCAAUUCCAAUUCGUGUGCCCCACAUGAGCCCAGAAGUUUUUCGGCAAUUCAUUCUCUACGUCUACACGGGGAAGAUUUUACUAAAAGACUCCAUCUUUGAAAUGAUGUCAAUGGCAAAAAAUUUGGGCGUGGAAGAACUUCAGACAGCCUGCGAAGAUCACGUCGUGUCUACACUUUCAGUCGCCAAUGCAUGUACUUUCCUCACGGCCGUUAUGGAAAUGCAAGAAAAGUCUACGGGAGCAAAAUGUACGGCUUUUAUGGAAAGAUGCGUCAGCUAUAUUGGAGAAAAUGCAUCGGAAUGCGUAAAGACAAAUGCCUUCCUGAAUCUCACCAAGGAGGGACUCAUAAAGCUCAUCUCAUCGGAUUAUUUUUGCUUGGAGGAAGAGGAUGUGUGGCGUUGUGUAUUGGCGUGGGCGAAAAAUCAAGCUGGUGUGACCCAACCAACGGCUCAUUGGACCGAAGAGGAGCGUGUUCGGGUGUGCCAGCAUCUAUCUGGAGUCAUCAGCCAUGUGCGCUUGCUGCAGAUCGACAGCAAAGUCUUUGCGGAGGAAGUUGAGCCUACUGGAGCUGUUCCAAUGGAACUCUCACUCGAACGAUAUCGUUUUGCUGCACUGAGCUCCGCCAAGGCGCCCCAGAAUCCACCUGUGACGAAUCCUGCUCCCACCGGGGAACCCGAUAAGCGUCUUCAGCCACGGUUACUGUUGAAUCUCUUUCCCGGCUCAGUUAUUCUCAAGAGUGACAAAUUGCACCUCCAGAGUGUCCUCAAUGGAUGGUUUGGGGCCCCUAAGCAAAUGUGGAAGCUCGCCUUUCGUGCCUCUGCACAUGGCUUCUCUGCUGUUUCCUUUCAUCGUCACUGUGACGGUGUAGCCCCAACAAUGGUGAUCGCUCUGGGGAGUCGUGGUGAAAUUUCUGGUGGCUACAGUGAUGUCCCAUGGGCUAAGAAUAGUCGCAAAGGGGGCUAUAUUCACUCCGAAAAGGCUUUCCUGUUUGUCCUUGCUGGUGGCCCAGAAGCUCCAGCUAAGUUUGACAUCAUCAAAAAACCCUACGCCAUCUGCUACCAUCCUGAAUGUGGGCCUAUUUUCGGGGCAGGGGCUGAUCUUCUCAUAUCAAACACAUGCAACACUAAUAUGGAUUCCUACUCAAACCUCCCACACUCAUACGACGGACCUGGAGCCAGCUGCACCACAAUGUUUGGAGAUUACAAUUUCUCCAUCGUCGACUACGAAGUCUACACUACUGUGGGCAGCUCAGAUACUCGAUCGGAUGCAAUGCGUGCCGGAGAGAGAUUUUAAAAAUGCAUGGCGCGAAGAGAUUUUGCCUACUUUGUGGCGUCUAAUUGAUGUUUUUUCUUUAACUGGAUUUUUUUUUGAAAAUAUAACGACUCCUCGCCCAUGAA